AUGGAGCUAUUUACGAAGGCCCUGAGCAAGGCGGAGGAGGGCGCCAUAAAGCUCGCGGAAAAAAAAAAAGAGGACGUGGAUGUCGCGUGGUCGCGCGUCGUCGAGGAAGCCGGACACCCAGCGCUGACGCGCGAGCUGCUCAUGCUUGAGCCCCCGAUUGCACUGCAAUCGACAUGGGAUGAAGAGCUUGCGCAGCUCGACACGAUGUCAAGCGAAAGGAUUGGGAAGAUGCGGCGGAUGGAUUUCGGGCGCCAAAGAAAGGGAUUACAUCGAAGAACAAAGGGCUGCGUUCUUGAAAACAACGAGAUAUGGAAGGAUUUCUUGGGAGUCGACGAGGUAAUAUUGGGAGAGGAACUCCGUCGCCGGGCGGACGCCAUCGAAAGGGUGAAGAUGCCGGGACUACUGCAAGCUGAUUGA
Eimeria mitis is the source of this 417-nucleotide messenger RNA. RefSeq lists its product as uncharacterized. The coding region runs from base 1 to 417 and encodes 138 amino acids. Lineage: Eukaryota; Apicomplexa; Conoidasida; Eucoccidiorida; Eimeriidae. The record is from RefSeq and is a predicted model, not a curated record. The transcript has 3 exons.